UGUGAACCGGAAGUUGCGGUAAAAUACAAAUUCUACCAAAUAAAGUUUAAAAAGAAGUUCAGAAAGGAAACAAACUUAGUGUCCCUCUCCUCCUUCUCCUCGGUGUCUGAAGUUCACCCUCCUCCCUGAUCGAUGGCUCUGACUGCGGAACACACAAAAAUGUUCCUGUACGUCCUCGGUCCAGUGGCUCUCUGGUUUCUCUACCGCUGGUACAAGGAGAGCAAACGGGUUCCCAACAAGGGAGAUAAAUACGUCUACAUCACCGGCUGUGACUCUGGCUUUGGUAAUCUCCUGGCGAGGCACAUGGACCAGCUGGGCUUCCGUGUGAUCGCAGCUUGUUACACAGAGAAAGGUGAAGAUGAGCUGAAGAAGAACUGCUCUGACAGACUGGUGACGGUUCACCUGGACGUCACCGACUCUGAAAGUGUCGGCAAAGCAGCGGUACUCAUCAAGACUCUGGUUGGAGAGAAGGGCCUUUGGGCGGUUGUGAACAACGCCGGAGUCUCGGUGCCGUCCGGUCCCACUGACUGGCUCACUAUAGAGGAUUACAAGACCAUGCUGUCCGUCAACCUGUGCGGCGUCAUCGACGUGACAUUGAGCGUCCUCCCUCUCAUCAAGAAGUCCAGAGGCAGAGUGGUGAACGUCGCCAGCGUGUUUGGGCGAAUCAGCCCGUUCGGGGGACCUUACUGCGUGUCCAAGUUCGGCGUGGAGUCCUUCAACGACAGCCUGCGAUUAAACAUGGGUCCAUUUGGAAUAAAGGUGGCGUGCAUUGAGCCGGGCUUCUUCAAGACCAAUGUGACUGAUACAGAGAUUAUGAAAAGUAGCCUGAAGAAGCUCUGGGACAGACUGCCUCAGGAUGUGAAGGACGAGUAUGGACACGGUUUCUUGGGGGCAUCUCUGGACAUGUUGGACGCGAGGUUCAAGCUGCUGACGGACGGGAACCUGAUGAAGGUGGUCGGCUGUAUGGAGCACGCCAUCUCCGCCGUUCACCCUCGCACUCGCUACUCUCCAGGGUGGGAUGCGAAGUUCUUGUGGUUGCCUCUGUCCUACAUGCCCACCUGCAUCAUGGACAGAGUUCUCCGUAAAAGCAGCCCCAAAAUACCUUCACUGAAGUUCAAAUGAGUUACUGGAGGAAAGAAUGAUGGGUAUAAUUUGAAGAUCAAUUUUUGUGUCUUUUAUUAGAAAUACAAUAAAAUAUUAAAUACUGACCACAACAUAACAUUUUAUGUAUUGUAAACCAUGUUGGCCUCUUCAUUUUUAGUUUUUUCGAAUGCCAUAUUGAUUAUAAGAUCUAAGGUAGCGGCCUUUGCUUCUUAAGUCACAUGAUAUUGAUCUCAAACUUGUAAAUACUUUGUUCUUCGUGGACUUUGGCUCCUCUGUUUCUGUUUAAACCAGAAUAUUUUAGAACCAGGCGGCCUUUCCUCUGAAUAACUUUUUUGGGCUGUUGUGUUUUUCAGAGUGGAUUUAAGGUAAAAGGUUGGGGGAAUGUAGCUAUCAAAACCAGGGGUCACGUCAUCUGGUGUUGUCUGUUACACAAUACCGUGUUAGUGAAACAUUUAGCCUCCGCUGUUUUAUUGACAGCACGAUGGACCUUGACACUGCAGACACACUGAGGCAUCAGACACUAACACGACUGCACCUGAAGCUUCCACUGUUGACUGAGAGGGAAAUUGUAGACAUGGUAUGUUUGCAUUAUUAAUAUUUAUAUUAGUAAUAGUAGUAGUAGUAGUAGUAGUAGUAUCAUUAUUACACAUUGCAUCAUUUUGAUACGUGUUAAUUGGCUUUGCUCAUUAGGACAACAUUAGCUUCAUUGUUUUUGUUAAUUUUAUAUAAAAUUAAGGAACUAAUUUAACUAUUUAGUUUUUUUUUUUGCACAAACCAGUUCAAUCUGAUGCCACCGGGUGUGUGCAUUAAGAGAUCAGAUCACUAAAAACACAACAAAUUAAAACUCCACCCUCCCCCCUUUUGUGGUGUCUGCUGCUGAGACCCAGUACAAUGGAUAUAACCAGGCAAUGUCCAGUUUUUAAAUGAUCUGAGCACUACAAACAUUCAGUUAAUCUCUGAAUGCAUUAAUAUAGUACAAUGGUGGAGGAAGUAUUCAGCUCUUUCACUUAAGGGAAAGUACAAAAAUAUUGUUAGAAAAUGUAUGAGAUGUAUUAAUUAUGCAGGGGAAUUGGCCAUAUGAACGUUAUUACGUACAGUAUUAUCAUACAUUAUAUUCUCGGAUUAAUGUUACUGAUUCAUGUGUACAUUUUACUGUUGGUUGAGGUGGAUUUAUUCUAACUACUGUUGUGUAGUUUAUUAGAUAACAAACAUUUUCAGAGCUGAUCAAAUGUUUUGUCUGUCAAAUUAUAAUGUGAAAAGUGACUUUCUACCACAGCUGUCAUCCCUCAGCAAUGUUGGGGUAGUAGUAAAAGUCUAAAGAACUAUAAGAUGUAAUAAAGUACCUCAAACUGAA
Messenger RNA from Dicentrarchus labrax (European seabass), 2458 nucleotides. It is a transcript of the gene dhrs9, whose product is annotated as dehydrogenase/reductase (SDR family) member 9. The record is from RefSeq and is a predicted model, not a curated record. The transcript is spliced from 5 exons. Lineage: Eukaryota; Metazoa; Chordata; Actinopteri; Moronidae. Gene Ontology annotation, molecular function: oxidoreductase activity. Bases 133 to 1122 code for a protein of 329 amino acids.